Mesocestoides corti is the source of this 1713-nucleotide messenger RNA. The record is from the annotation of a GenBank genome assembly. Lineage: Eukaryota; Metazoa; Platyhelminthes; Cestoda; Cyclophyllidea; Mesocestoididae.
AUGGGUGUUUAUGGUCUCUGGACACUGUUGAGUCCAGUACAGGAACACAUUCCUCUCCGUAGUCUUGGAGGUAAAAAAAUAGCUGUCGAUCUCAGUGGAUGGACUUGCUGUGAUAUGUUUGUAAACCAGCGUGCACGAACCAGCUGUAAGCUGUAUAUUCGGAAUCUCAUAUUUCGCCUAAUUGCACUGCUUCGCGAGGCAAUUAUUCCUGUCGCUGUAACAGAUGGUACGGCACCGGGUCUCAAAGCAUCUGUGUUGCGGGAUCGUCGCCAGGCCUCUAGGUUUACAAAUACACAAGAAACUGCAAAACCCGUCAAUCUGAAGAGACCACAAUUUUAUAGGAUAUCUACCCAGUGUUUUCGGUUGUUAAAAGCUCUUGGAGUCCCCUGCGUCGCAAGUCCCGGUGAGGCUGAAGCUAUGUGCGCAUUCCUUAAUUCCGAGGGGCUGGUCGAUGGUUGUGUGACGAAUGAUGGUGAUGCUUUCCUCUACGGCGCCUCAUUGGUUUAUCGACACUUCUCCUUAAAUUCUCGGGACGCUUCGGUCGAGGCGUAUUGCGCAAAACGUGUGCACUCGGAGCUGGGUCUGUGUCGUCAAUCUCUGGUUUUCCUUGGUCUGAUUCUUGGUUGCGAUUAUUGGCCAUCCGGUGUGCCAAAGGUUGGCCCAACUGCCGUUGGUAAGCUUCUUUCCCAAGUGGACGUUGUCGAAGCCUUCGAACGCCUCACAGUGGAGCAUAAAGAAGAGACUGGACAUAAGGCAUCGGUAUGGAUGAGUCCCACUUGGAAGAAAAUCAAAGCAUGUUUGGCUGACUGUCCCGUAUCUGAGGUGCUUGUGCUAAAUGAAUUCCUAACCCCGUGGCACAAACGGGGUUGGCAGAUGCCCACCGCGGAGUCUCUCACUUGGUCCCAACCGAACAUCCGUUGCGCUGUUGAGCUUUGCAUCGAGUUUCUUGACUGGCAGCCGAGAUACGCUCUUGCACAAUUCGUUCCACUUUUAGCUAUAUGGAUCGUUCGAAUGAGAACAGCGUCGACCUGGGUAGAGCGGCCUCGUGAUCCUAUGCAGCCCCUUAGAAUUAUCCGAAAGCGUUCUGUCAACUAUCUUCCUUGUUUCGAAGUUGAAUGGAGUCGCCUAGACAAUGAUAUGUGGUCGAAAGGCAUCGCAACUUCCUCAUCUUUGGAGAAGUCAUUAGUCUCUUUGAAUGACUUCUUUACGGAAUCCGGUUACCGAAUUUCCUUACCUGUGGCCGAGUUCCGCGUUGCGUUCCCCCAUCUCGCAAUAAUGUUUGAGUCCUUGUCAUUGAAAUCGCUCAGUGCGAAAAUGAAUGCAGGGACAGUGAAAGAUAAAAGGGUGAAUACGAAGCUGAAGUGCAAACCUGCUGAUGAAGCAAAAAGUGGACCGAUAGAUGCCUUUGUUAAACAAGCACCUAAAAAAUCUACUAUUCGGAAUUUAUCCCCCUGGGAUUCAUUUACCGAAAGCCCGCCGCAUCUAAGCAGGCCCCCUGUAGACGCAGUGUUUACUCCGUCACCCCCCGCAGAUAAGCGCCUCAGCCAGUCAUUUGGCCAAUGUGACUUUAUCUCCGUCCGCCUUACCAGUGAAUUUGAGCGCCGCCUCACUCUAGAGUCCUCACUCUUGGCAUCUACUCCCACACAGUCACCCUCCAUUGCUGAGUUCGUCCAAUUCAAGACUCCCCCUCGCCUAAUCGACCGAUUGAAGUGA